AUGGACUCCCUCGAAACCUCGUCGGAUGAUCAAAUCAACGGUGAAGAUUCAACCGUAAAUGUUUACAAACUGUCCGAUAAUCUUUGCGCAUUGGAGAUAAGAAAUGAAUCACUUGUCGCCGAGGUUGAAGCUCUUCGCGAAUCGAAUCAGAUUCUUCACUCAAAAUUGACGGAGAAAGAGGAAAGUUUGAUUAUACUCCAACACCAAAAAGAUGAAGCUUUGAAGCACAAUAUUGAUAUUUCAAAGGAUAUCGAAUUGGGGAUUUCGAAGCUAGUGAGUGCGGUUGAGUUGAAGUUGAGUGAAUAUCAGGAGACGUGGAAGAAGGAGAAAAGGGAAUUGGAUAAUAGUGUGGUGAGCUUAACGGAGGAGAAUCGAGCCAUCAAUAGUUUGCUUAGGGGCUUUUCUUGA
Messenger RNA from Ilex paraguariensis (yerba mate), 408 nucleotides. The record is from the annotation of a GenBank genome assembly. Lineage: Eukaryota; Viridiplantae; Streptophyta; Magnoliopsida; Aquifoliales; Aquifoliaceae.